UUUUCUGCUUCCAGUCACAAAAAACUCUAAAUCAGACGAACAAAAAAGUAACGCAGGUAAAAAGCUUCUAUAUUAAAUUAUUGUUGCUUCUUAAAUAAGAACUAUUACUUUUUGUCUAAUUUUAAAUUACGAAUUUGCAAUAGUUACGAACUUGCGAUUUAACUAUUUGAUUAUAUGCUAGGCUUUUUUUCUUCCAAAUUGAUAAAGACUUGAUAACUAUAGGAUUAUUGUUAGAACGUGAAGAUUAUUGUUAGAAUGUGAGAAUGGAUGGGAAAUAAAAAGUAAGAAACAAAUUAUAUUUUUUGUGGAAUUUUGUGUUAGCAAAACGUGAGUACUUGGUUAAUAAAAAAUCAUGAAAAUUUAGGAACUAUAGAAUUGUUGUUUGAGGAAUGUUUUUUUUCUUUUGCAGUUAAGUUUUCAAUGGAAAAAUAUUUCAAACCCAAAAGAAAGUUUGAGUCUUUAGCUAUGUCUGAAGAUGAAUUGGAGAAAUUACCUUAUGAUCCCGGAGAAAGGAAAAGAAUAUCAAAAUAUCCUCCAAAUCAAAGAGAUGAGGUAAUACGCAAAUAUCUUAUUAGAGGUCCUUGUCAACCACGUGGUCAUGAAUUUCCUAAAACAUUGUUUACAAACAAAUUGAGACGAUUCAAUCCAUCUUGGUUUGAUCUCUAUGGUGAUUGGUUGGAAUAUAGUGUGAAGAAAGACAAAGCAUAUUGUUUGUUCUGCUACUUGUUUAGAGAUUACACUGAAAAUAAAGGUGGAAGUGAUGCAUUUGUGAUUACUGGCUUUGAUGACUGGAACAAGACUGAGAGAUUACAAGAUCAUGUUGGAGCAGUGAACAGUUUUCACAAUAGUGCAUUGAAAAGGUGUAGGUUUUUGUUACAACAAGGACUACCAUUUCGAGGUCAUGAUGAGUCAGUAGAUUCAGUCAACAAGGGAAACUUUUUGGCGCUUUUGAAAUACACAGCAGAGCAAAAUGAACUUGUGAGUAAAGUUGUUUUAGAGAAUGCUCCAAAAAACAAUCAGAUGGUGUCCCACAAAAUUCAGACAGAUAUAGUUCAUUGUUUUGCAGAAGAAGUUAUUGAAUCUGUCAUUCAAGAAGUUGGUCAUGAUAUAUUUUGCUUGUUGGUGGAUGAGUCUGCAGAUGUUUCUGAUAAAGAACAAAUGGCAGUGGUUUUUCGCUUUGUUGAUAAUCAUGGGAUAGUUAAAGAAAGGUUCAUUGGUCUAGUUCAUGUGAAAGAGACAUCUUCUUUAUCUCUAAAGUGUGCUGUUGAUUCAUUGUUUGCUAAACAUGGACUGAGUAUGAAAAAGCUAAGAGGACAAGGUUAUGAUGGAGCGAGUAAUAUGAAGGGUGAAUUCAACGGUUUGAGAUCUUUAAUUAUGAGAGAAUUUGCUCAAAAGCAUUUUGGGGUUGUGGAUUUCUUUGAUAAGCUUGCUGUCUUGUUAAAUGUUGUUGGGGCUUUUUGUAAGAGAAAAGAUAUGGUGCGAGAAGAUCAUCUGAAAAGAAUAGAGGAAAGAACUAAGAAAGGUGAAAUGAAGACAGGAAAGGGAUUAAACCAAGAGGUUUCAUUUCAAAGACCCGGUAAAACUCGUUGGGGUUCUCAUUACAAAACAUUACUGCGGUUGGUUGAUUUGUUUCCUUCUAUCAUUACAGUACUUGAGUAUGUCGAAAAAGAUGGGAGUGAUGCUAUCAAAAGACGACAAGCUAAUGGUCUUCUCAAUUACUUCUACACCUUUGAAUUUGUGUUCUACUUGCAGUUAAUGUUGCUUAUUCUUGGGAUCACAAAUAGUUUAUCAAAAGCUCUUCAAAGGAAAGACUUGGAUAUUCUGAAUGCUAUGUCGCUUGUGAAAUCCACCAAGCAACAAUUGAAUAAGCUCAGGGAAAAUGGAUGGGAAUCUAUGAUCAACAAAGUUUUUUCCUUCUGUAAAACUUACAAGACUGAGUUGCUGGUUAUGGAUGAUGAGUUUAACUCCAAGAGUUCAAGAAAAAGAAGCAAUAUAACCAACUUGCAUCAUUACAAGGUAGAAUGCUUUUACACUGUAUUGGAUAUGCAAAUUCAUGAGUUUAAUGACCGCUUUGAUGAGGUAAACACUGAAUUACUUGGUUGCAUUGCUUCUUUGAGCCCUAGUGAUUCAUUUCGUGAGUUUGAUCACUUGAAAGUUAUGAGGUUGUCUGAGUUUUAUCCUGAGGAUUUUAGUCAUAUGGAGCGGAUGACUCUUGAACAUCAACUUGGUCUCUAUAUUGAUAACAUUCGCGAAGAUGAAAGAUUUGCUAAUUUGAAGAAUCUUGGAGAUCUUGCAUGUAUGAUGGUAGAGACAAAGAAACACCUUUCACAUCCUUUGGUUUAUUGGAUUUUAAAGCUAGUUUUGACUUUGCCUGUCGCCACUGCUACAGUUGAAAGAUGUUUUUCUGCGAUGAAGAUUGUGAAGACUAGCUUGAGGAAUCGGAUAAGUGAUCAGUUUUUAAAUGAUUGUUUUAUUUGUUUUGUUGAGAAAGAACUAUUUGAGAAAGUAACAAACGAUGCUGUGAUAAAAAGAUUCCAGAAAAUGGAAUCGCGUAGGAUUAAUUUGUAAGGUGAUUUU
Molecule: messenger RNA, 2577 nt
Organism: Brassica napus (rape)
Lineage: Eukaryota; Viridiplantae; Streptophyta; Magnoliopsida; Brassicales; Brassicaceae
Product: zinc finger MYM-type protein 1-like
Exons: 3
Coding region: 421-2568 (715 amino acids)
Molecular function (GO): protein dimerization activity
Source: RefSeq, a predicted model, not a curated record